This is a messenger RNA of Daphnia pulex (common water flea), 2347 nucleotides long. RefSeq lists its product as uncharacterized. NCBI's taxonomy places the organism in Eukaryota, Metazoa, Arthropoda, Branchiopoda, Diplostraca, Daphniidae. The record is from RefSeq and is a predicted model, not a curated record. The transcript is spliced from 3 exons. Bases 1211 to 1579 code for a protein of 122 amino acids.
CACCAAUCAGAGACGCAUCACCUGGUGAGGUAAAGGCGUCGCUCCCGAACCCUCAGUCGUCCGUGAGUGCACCCGCAAUAAUUUCGUGUCAAAUCCGUCGCAAGUCAAGCCAGCGAAAAGGGAAAUCAGCACACACACAGCAGCAGAAGAGGAGGCGAAAAAAGACUUUUUCGGCAACGCCGCCCACACUAUUCGGUUCGUGAGAGAGCCCUGGCUCACUGCAGAGCGAGGCCUUGACCUACAUUUUCAGUCGUGCAGCAGUCCCGCACACACACGCCACCGUAUUCGCGAGCUGUGUGUGUGUGCACACAGCCAACACCAAAACAAUUUAUUUUGAAAAUUAUCAAAAAAUUCCGUAUACACCCCGACGAAAAACUGUGCCUAUUUCCAUCGUUCAGUGUGUGUCCCGCGUGAAAAACAAAAACUCAACGUGAUUUCGUACAUAUAAUCCUGUCGAGUCUUUGUGUGCACACAAUUUUUUAGUUGAAUGACAUUCGUGAAAGGGUAAAAAAGUGAGUCGUGUUGUUAGUUUAUUUCGUUUUUCAUCCCCUCAUUUUCUCUUUCAACGAGAGAGCGUGAAUGGUGUGUCUGUGUGAUAUUUUAUUUUGUUAUUUUCAGUGAGUCAGUGGGACAUACAAGUGGUUGGUUUGGUUGUGGGGUCUCUAUAUACCCAUCGCCUCAGGGUCGUUUCAGCUCCGGGGAGCUUCCAACCGACGACGAUUAUUAUUCCUUUCUCUGCCACUCUACGACUUUUUAACCGUUUCUCUCUCUCUUCUUUCCAUUCCAUUUUCGAGUGAAAGUGAAACUCUAGGCUUCUUCUUUUUUAAGCCACGUUACUACUUUAUAUAUAUACACACACUGAUCUAUCAUUGUGUCUUUUCCCAUCUUUUCUUUUUUCUCUAAAUAUUAUAAACAUGUCGAGUCGUUAUCUUGAAUGGCCACUGGCUAAAGUUCGGGAUUUUCUUGAUCGUCUGUGUGUGUGUGAUCGCGUAACCUAUUGACCAACCGACCCAGCGACCUAAAUUUGUUUCUGUUUUUUCUUUCUCAACAUACUUGACACAUCCAACAGAUUGAAAUGCAUUCAAAUAACGACCUUGAUGAAUCGUCGUAGGAUCUCCCAUCGUUUGAAAAAUAAGAGAAAUUUCAAUUUCAUUUUCUAAUUGAAAUCACGAAUUGACUGUCAACUGAAACUGAAAAAAAAAGAAAAGAAAUGGAAUGUCAAGCAGAAGCAGCAGCUUUGUUGCCUUCGUUCAGGGAGCUGACGUCGGCUGGAGUGGUCGGGCGUGACCGCAAUGGAUCGCCGUCAGAUGGCAGCACCGACGGGUCUCAGCAAUCGCAGUUGUCGUCGACGUCGUCGUCGGAAUCGUCGGCCGAACUCAGCAAAGAACUCCGUUUGUCUUCGGCACACGCCAUGAUUUUCCUAUCGCAGCAGAAACGUGAAUCCAUCCAGUCGUCAGCAGACGAAACUCUUUCCGCCCACGAAUCAACAACCAACUGCCUUCAGUCGAACGAUCCCGACGACCAGGAUCACCUGAUGCUGAUCCAGCUCCAACAAGAUUCGCCACACGGUUCUUAUUAACUUUUUUCUUCUUUUCAAUCUGCUUUCAAUUUAGAUUUAAAUAAUUAAUAUGGGAUGAUGAUUACUGGCACUGAACGAACGAUAUCCCCCCCGAAAACCUUGAACGCUCUUAUAUUUUUUUUUUUUACCAUCUUGAAUCGAUUUGAGAACUGGCAUUAUCCCGAAUUCAUGGUUUCAAUUCAGACGUCUAAAAGUUGCGCCAUUCCCGAACGAACGAAGAAGAAAUAUCAUUUCGCUGUCGAAAAAAGAAAGCGUGGAAAAGCGAAAGUAGUGCCAAAGUCAGUGGGGAAUGAGGCAAGUGGGUCAGCCCCCUCAAAACUCCCACCCAACCACCCCACUUCUUGACAAUCGAAUAAGUGUAUAUAUACAUAUAACGUAUACUGCAGCAGCAGCUUUAAAUGAAUAUUACCCAACCAAAAAACAAUACUACAUUUCUACCUUCAAUUGCAACCCGAUAUUCAUAAGGGUACCAGCUUUUUUUCAAGGAUGAAGCACUUCACGACGGCGGGUUAAAUGCGACUCGAUUCGUGAUUAACUGUCUGCUGCUGUUGUUGUUGUUGGCUACCACCGAGGCCUUGAAAUGAAAGGAAAAAUCGAUAUGGCGAAAGAGGUGUCGUUGGGAGCUGUCCCAGUGACCCAUUACACUAGACCUACUUUACAUUAAAUUUCACUCGUUCCAUAAAAUUUCUGAUCUCGUUCUUCACGAGGAGAAAUUCAUCACGUAACCUUCUGAGAAAUUUAAAAAUUCCCCCCCCCCACCCAAAGAAA